Molecule: messenger RNA, 747 nt
Organism: Miscanthus lutarioriparius
Lineage: Eukaryota; Viridiplantae; Streptophyta; Magnoliopsida; Poales; Poaceae
Source: the annotation of a GenBank genome assembly
AUGCGGUGGCUCAUCACGGGCGAUUUCAACCUCAUCUAUAGAGCUGCAGACAAAAACAACAGGAACCUAAGCCCACGCCUAAUGCUCCACUUCCGUGAGGCGCUAGAUGAGUGUGAUCUGUCUGAAAUUAGCCUUCAGAACAGAAAAUUCACUUGGAGAAAUGAGAGGCAACGACCCACAAUGUCAAGACUCGACUGCUUUUUCUGUAACGCAGAAUGGGACGCUACCUUCAGCAACCACAUCCUGAAUGCGUUGUCAACAUCACUCUCCGACCAUUGCCCUCUGCUGCUAUCCAACCAAUCGGGACCUAGAAGGCCAAGCUCGUUCAAGUUUGAAAAUUAUUGGGUCAAACUCCCAGGAUUCAAAGAUGUAGUCAGGACUGCAUGGGAUACUCCAACGGACCACCAUGAGCCGUUUCAUGUCCUGUGCCACAAACUGCAUUCUACUUCGCAAAAACUGAAAGCAUGGAGCAAGGAAAUCAACUCUGACGCCAAAAAACUUUUCUUCAUGGCGCAAGAGAUUAUCCUAAGGCUCCAUAUCGCCGAAGAAAAUAGAAGUCUCACGGCCGCUGAGCUGCUUCUACGGGCUAAGCUCAAGAUAAGAAUUUUGGGGCUAGCAGUGAUCGAAAGAGCUAGAUGUAAACAAGCCUCGAGACUGUCGUCCAUCAAGCUGGGCGAUGCUAACACAAAAUAUUUUCACCGUAAAGUAAAUGCAAGGAGAAGGAAAAACCACAUCCAAAGAUUGUGA